Messenger RNA from Trichosurus vulpecula (common brushtail), 538 nucleotides. RefSeq names its product ribosomal protein L32 (gene RPL32). NCBI's taxonomy places the organism in Eukaryota, Metazoa, Chordata, Mammalia, Diprotodontia, Phalangeridae. Gene Ontology annotation, molecular function: structural constituent of ribosome. Gene Ontology annotation, biological process: translation. Bases 83 to 490 code for a protein of 135 amino acids. The record is from RefSeq and is a predicted model, not a curated record. Gene Ontology annotation, cellular component: cytosolic large ribosomal subunit; ribosome. The transcript has 4 exons.
UCAGCCCCUGUGCUACGUCUUUCUUUCUCUCUCUUUCUGUCGGCGCUGCCCGUGGAGGGGCGGCUAUCUCUUCGCCGGCGCCAUGCCUGCCCUCAGACCCCUCGUGAAACCUAAAAUCGUCAAGAAGAGGACCAAGAAGUUCAUCCGGCACCAGUCCGACAGAUAUGUCAAGAUCAAGAGAAACUGGCGUAAACCAAGGGGCAUUGACAACAGGGUGCGAAGACGAUUCAAGGGCCAGAUCUUGAUGCCCAAUAUUGGUUAUGGAAGCAAUAAGAAGACAAAACACAUGCUCCCGAGUGGAUUCAGGAAGUUUUUGGUGCACAACGUCAAAGAGCUCGAGGUGCUCCUGAUGUGCAACAAAUCUUACUGUGCUGAGAUCGCUCACAAUGUAUCCUCUAAGAAUCGGAAAGUUAUUGUUGAGAGAGCAGCUCAGCUCGCCAUCAAGAUCACCAAUCCAAAUGCUAGGCUGAGGAGUGAAGAAAAUGAGUAAAGAGCUUUGCACAUUUUUAUUUGUGUUAAAUAAAUCCUGGAAAUGCUA